Messenger RNA from Grammomys surdaster, 2769 nucleotides. RefSeq names its product RAB33B, member RAS oncogene family (gene Rab33b). The transcript is spliced from 2 exons. The record is from RefSeq and is a predicted model, not a curated record. NCBI's taxonomy places the organism in Eukaryota, Metazoa, Chordata, Mammalia, Rodentia, Muridae. Gene Ontology annotation, biological process: Rab protein signal transduction. The coding region runs from base 72 to 761 and encodes 229 amino acids. Gene Ontology annotation, molecular function: GTPase activity; GTP binding. Gene Ontology annotation, cellular component: Golgi apparatus; endosome.
AGCGCUGUCGCUGGUGUGGCGCCAUUCCCUCGGCUUCUCUGCUCCCGCUCAGCUUGGGGCGGGGCGGGAGGAUGGCUUCGGAGAUGGAGUCGUCGCUGGAGGUCAGCUUCUCGUCCAGCUGUGCGGUGUCAGGAGCGUCUGGGUGUUUGCCUCCUGCCCGCUCCCGCAUCUUCAAGAUCAUAGUGAUCGGCGAUUCGAACGUGGGCAAGACGUGCCUGACUUACCGCUUCUGCGCCGGCCGCUUCCCCGACCGCACCGAGGCCACGAUCGGGGUGGACUUCCGAGAGCGAGCCGUGGAUAUUGAUGGAGAGCGCAUCAAGAUCCAGUUGUGGGAUACUGCGGGACAGGAGCGGUUCAGGAAGAGCAUGGUCCAGCACUACUACAGGAAUGUGCAUGCUGUUGUCUUUGUGUAUGACAUGACCAACAUGGCCAGCUUCCACAGCCUGCCAUCUUGGAUAGAGGAAUGCAAACAGCAUUUGUUGGCAAAUGACAUACCUCGAAUUCUGGUGGGAAAUAAAUGUGACUUGAGAAGCGCCAUUCAGGUGCCCACAGACUUGGCACAAAAGUUUGCUGACACACACAGUAUGCCUUUGUUUGAGACCUCUGCUAAAAACCCCAAUGAUAAUGACCACGUAGAAGCUAUAUUUAUGACGUUGGCUCAUAAACUAAAGAGCCACAAACCAUUGAUGCUUAGCCAACUGCCUGAUAACAGAAUUAGCCUGAAACCUGAAACAAAGCCUGCGGUGACUUGCUGGUGCUAAGUCAUAGGCAUGGCCAUCACAGGCCUGACUUACCUGAGGAGAAGCUUGUGAAGUGUGACAGUGAUCAAGUUCAUAAGAGUAAAUCUUAAAUGUAAUGGAUCAUCCUGCUGUUAUCGUCGUUACGAUGCUGUUUGUAUUUUGCAUCCUCUUAAUCAAGUUUGUCACUGAGACAGCACAUGGAAAAGGCCGCUUUACAGCUGAGAUUGAAAAUGAAGCAAAGGCAGGACUACUGGGGCUACCUUUCCAGUUCCAGCCAGAUGCAGCAGCUUCAAGUGAGCAUGAUGGAACUUAAAGGGUCAGACUUGCUCCUCUCUUUAUCCCUGGGGCAGCAAAAGAUAUGCUGUGUAGCACACAUAUGCCGAGCAGAGCUAGAGCGAGCUGCGAGUUAAUAGGGUGCUUUAUUUUACUUUGUAUCUUUAAGCACUAAAAGCUAAUAAGGGAAUACAAGCAGUUGUAACAGGAGUUUAUUUUAACCAUGACAUUUAAUGGAAAUAUCAGAUAUCUACAAAGCUGGUUUCUGGUGCCCCUUGUCCUCUGUUCCCAGUCGGCUGGGUGGCUCAGAGUUGGUUUCAGUCAGCAUCCAUUUGGCUGCGGCUCUACUUGUAUUCCUGUAAUCGUAUUGUCGGAUGAGUUUUUUUAUUAAAUGCCUGAAUUUUAUGGCCUUGGUAUAAAAACUGGUAAGACAAAAUGUUUCUUGGUAUAAAAAAAUGAGUUAAAGAAUGAAAAAUAUCUUACCUGUUCCUCAAUGAUGAAAGAAAUAGUCUAGAAAGUUUUUUUGCCCUAAGUACUUAUAAUUUGAGUUUAUAAGGCUCUGCACAAAGGAAAUAGUAGUUUACAUAUGAAGAUGUUAGCACACUGGAGCAUAAGGUCAGCCCAAGUCUGAACACCCUUGUUGUGACAGCUCACAACCCUUGCAAUUUUAGAGAAAAUGAAGCCAAAAUAUGUUUUACUUAAAUAUUUUCAUAAUGUGGGAAACAAACAUAACCCAACCUAGUUUCAGAUUUUUGUUUCAUCAUUCUGAAGGUCUCAGCUGAACAAUUCAGUUAUGAAAGCAAAAUUUUUCUAUUUAAUAAACUAAGUGAAAGUAACUUAAGGGAUGAUUGUUCAAUUUAAAUAUUUAUUCAGUAAGUACAAUAAAAUAAAGAUUAGGGCCCAAGUUGGUUUUCUUCAUAGUUAGAGAGAUCUUUCUUUCAUUCUUUCUUUUUUUCUUUCUUUGUUUUUAAAUACAAGUCUUUCUGUGUAGGCCUGACUGGGCUGGGACCAGGGUGGCCACAGACUUACAGAUACCAACCUGCCUCAUCUUCCAGCUGCUGAGGAUGAAAGGCUCUCUCACCAGGACUAGUCCAAUGCAUCGUUCUUAAUCAUGCUAGAAAGAUUAAGAAAGAGCUGAUAGGUUCUCCAGUCACAUCUAUGGUUUUCUUCUGUACUGUUUCAGUACUGUUUUCUCAGUAUUGUUAAUUAAUAAUUUUUCUUUUUAAAGUAACUUUUUAAAAUGAGCAUUCUUUACAAUUCUGUGAAAAGCAUAAUUUUUUCAUUUUAGUAUUUAUUAAUCAAAAAUAUUUGCAUCUCAUUUGUAAUGACCUACUACUUUAGUUUUUAGUUUUUUAUUUUAAAAAGAUACAUAUCAGGUGGGCAAGGAUAGUGCCUGUAGAUAUAGUCCAAGGUGUUGGGAAGCACUUUACUGACUGCUGAUACUACUUCCAAGAUGAUGGCGAGCCGGCAUCUAGUUUUUGUUUUUUUUUUUAAAGCACAAAUCACACAUUUUGUACAUCUGUGAAGUUUAUUAUGGCUGACAUUUAAUUGGAAAUGUCAAGAUAUUCUAGAAAAAAAUCUUAAUUUGCAAACAGCAAAGCAAACUCCUUUGGAGUCUGUUGUGGUUGGCUCAUACUACUUGAUUGUCAGUGUAGGCUCUUUGAUGUUCUCUCAACAAGGUCAGUAGUUCUGCUGUGAAACAGUGUCACUCUUAACACUUCUCCCAUAACAUACAAUAAAUUAUCUUUGCCAUGAA